UGAAUGCUGAUGGUAAUUCGAAUCCCAGUGCUACUACUACCUCUGCUGCUUCUCCGGCUGCUAAUGCACCACAACCGAGCGUCACGUUGACAAUUAAUGGCAUACAACAGACUUAUCCUCAAUUAGAUCAAUUACCCGAUGAAAAAGAUCCUAUUGUCCAGAAAUGGAUGAGUCAAUAUGAUUUCAGUAAUGUUCCAAACCUUCCAGCUUCUAAUGGCGGUGUGGUCAACCAUGAUCAGCCUACCUGUGAUAAUAAAAGCACAAUCGAUCCAAAUCAAGGAUCUUGGACUUGUCAAAAAUACGUUGCUCCCGAUGAUAUUCAAGCAUGUCCGACAACAGGAAAUUGGGGUGUAACUUAUGAUGAUGGGCCAUCGUUAGCGACGCCAAGUUUGUUAGACGCUCUAGAUAAAUGCAAUUUGAAAGCCACGUUCUUCGUCAUUGGUAGCCGCGCAAUUUCUAAUCCUGAAAUUCUUUUAGACGCUUACAAAAGAGGUCAUCAUAUUGCUGUGCAUACUUGGUCCCAUCCUGCACUUACUUCUCUUUCCAACGAACAAAUCGUCGCAGAAAUAGGAUGGACAAUGAAGGCUAUCAAAGAUAUUAUCGGCGUCACACCUAUAUACUAUCGCCCUCCAUAUGGUGAUACCGACAAUCGCGUUCGUGCAAUUACACGUGCCAUGGGUUUAAUAACUGUUCUCUGGCUUCCAGACUUUGAUAGCAAUGAUUGGACUCUUGUCUCCACCCCACCCGAACCAAUCAGCUAUGUAAUCAGUACUUUUAAGAAUUGGACUCAAAAAUUCCCAACGAUGUCCACAGGAUUUAUUGUUCUUGAACAUGAUCUUUAUAAUGAAACCGUAAAGGCAGCAAUAGAAGUCUUAAAAUUAGCAGUUAAAGUUAAUGGUUUGAACAUGACUACGGUCGCUCAAUGUGUAGGAGAUUCGAAACCCUAUUUAGAAAUUGGGGGUAAACCUAGUAACGUAGUAAACGUAGUAAACGCGACAAAUAGUAAUUCCACUUCGGCACCUGCUAAAACCAUAUCACCAUCAGCCCCAUCAUCAGCCCCAUCAGUCCUAUCAGGCAAACCGGCAUCCGAUUCAUCAACUUCUACAUCCACUAAUAGCCCGAAAACCUCUACUACUAGCUCUAGUAAUUCUUUAGUGAUCACAAUACUCCCGAUUAUUUCUAUCCUGUUUACAUCAUUAUUCGCACUAAAAUAA
Messenger RNA from Dentiscutata heterogama, 1214 nucleotides. Lineage: Eukaryota; Fungi; Glomeromycota; Glomeromycetes; Diversisporales; Gigasporaceae. The record is from the annotation of a GenBank genome assembly.